Molecule: messenger RNA, 1410 nt
Organism: Chara braunii
Lineage: Eukaryota; Viridiplantae; Streptophyta; Charophyceae; Charales; Characeae
Source: the annotation of a GenBank genome assembly
GCGAUUUUGGUUGUUGGUUUGAUCGAGGAGAGCAACUGUGGCUAUGGCUGAACCUUGCGCUAACGGAGCGAAGGCUACGGACUCCAAAUACGACCACCAUGGCUUGGCCUUCGCUACGUGCGCGCUCCAUUUUCAGGACGAGAACGAUCCGUACGGUGCGAAGAACGCUCCCAUCUAUAUGACUGCCACUUUCAAGCUUCCCUCCGCCACCAAGGUCGGUUCGUUUCUCUACUCGCGCUUUGGCAACCCGACGAGAUCGACGCUGGAGAAGCACAUUGCUCGGCUUCACGAUGCGGAUCGGGCGUUCUGCUUCUCGACGGGAAUGGCGGCCCUGACCACGGUGAUGCAGAUGGUGGAGGUCGGCGACGAGAUCGUGGCGGAUGACGACCUCUGUGGGGGGACCGACAGGCUGCUCACCAGCCUUGUCACCCGGUGGGGCGUGGCGAUGAAGCGCGCCAACACCAGCCAUCUCGACGAGGUCCGAGCGGCCGUGACGCGCAGGACGAAGCUGGUGUUCCUCGAGAUCGCGACCAACCCGCUGCUGCAGAUCACCGACGUCGCUGCCAUCUCGGAGAUCGCGCACAGGAGCGGCGCGCUGGUUGUGGUGGACAACAGCUUCAUGUCGUCGGCACUGUCGAGGCCGUUGGAUCACGGCGCGGACAUCGUGAUGGAGUCUCUGACUAAGUUCAUGUCCGGGCACAGCGACGCGAUGGGCGGUUUCCUGGCGGUCAGGGGUGAGCAGCUUGCCAAGGACAUCCACUUCCUCCUGGCCUCAGAAGGCGCGUGUCUGAGCCCGUUCGACAGCUUCCUGAUCUUGAGGGGCAUGCAGACAUUGUCCUUGCGAGUAGAGAAGGCCCAGGAGAACGCGCAGGCCAUCGCGGAGUGGCUGGUGAAGCAUCCGCUUGCGAAGAAGGUGUUCUAUCUGGGACUGCCCGGCUUCCCCGACAGGGAUCUGCAUUUCAAGCAGUGCUCCGGGGCGGGAUCGGUGCUGUGCUUUACCACGGGAGACGUGGAGCUGUCGAAGCUGGUGGCCGACGGCGCUGAGGUGUUCCAAAAGACGGUGAGCUUUGGCAGCGUGGGGUCGCUGAUCACCUUGCCGUGCUUCAUGUCGCACGCCGCGGUUCCCAAGGCCGUUCGAGAGGCCAGGGGCCUGCCUGACGAUCUCGUCCGGCUGGCUGUCGGGAUCGAGUUCGUCGGCGACCUCAUCAACGAUCUGGAUCGCUCGUUCAAACUGGCCAUGGCCAAGCUUGGCGGAAAGGAGGCUCCCAAGUAUGAGCCCACUGCGCCGACGCCAUACGUAUACAAGCCCCGCUUCCAGUAGCAGCACUUGAAACGUUCCAGUUGGAGUGCGUUUUGUUAUGACGCUGUGCGCGUAUAGGGAAGCACCCAAAGAGUCCUAAAUUUUUGUAG